Molecule: messenger RNA, 447 nt
Organism: Papilio xuthus (Asian swallowtail)
Lineage: Eukaryota; Metazoa; Arthropoda; Insecta; Lepidoptera; Papilionidae
Product: late histone H2B.L4
Exons: 1
Coding region: 20-415 (131 amino acids)
Cellular component (GO): nucleosome
Molecular function (GO): DNA binding; structural constituent of chromatin; protein heterodimerization activity
Source: RefSeq, a predicted model, not a curated record
ACAUUUUUAAAACUCCAAAAUGGCGCCAGUAAAAAAGCCGAAGAAUUUAUUGAAAUCAAUGGAGAAACCGAUCGAAAAACCGAUUAUAAAAAAUAAGAUGAAAAAAAGGAAUUACCAUAGUUUCUCUAUUUACAUCUAUAAGUUAUUGAGAAGUAUAUUAAAAGAAAACUUCGGUAUAUCGAAAAAGUCAAUGCAGAUUAUGAAUAAUUUUGUAAACGACAUGAUAGAAAAAAUAGCUGAAGAAGCUGGAAGACUUGUCGUACAUUCAAAGAGGAGUACUUUGGGAAGUGCAGAAAUUCGGACCGCUAUCAAACUUCUUGUUCCAGGGGAAUUAGCGAAACACGCGUUAGUCGAAGGAGCCAAAGCACUUAAGGCGUACAAUGAUAGUAAAGUAAAAGAUAGUGAUUCUGAUUGAUUCAAAUUAAUGUAAAAUUUAAUGUUGAUUUU